AGUGAAGAUGAGCUGGAGGUCCACGACCUGCUUACUUGCUAGUGUUUAAGGUUGAGCGAGGAUUCUUUCUCUUCUCCUUCUGCUACUAGACCUAGAUCGAUGAACAGUGUAGUUCGCGUUACCCUUACAGAUACAGUCCCUGUUUUCCUCUAGAAAAUAAAGAGAUUGAAUACAUUCAUACACAGACAUAGUAUCCUUCUUCAACAAAGCUGCACACAACUUCUUAACAACGGCCCGACGUGCUGCAAAACAAAAAAAUGAAUGCGACAUCAUCAAAUACGACCGCGACCCGGACUCCCGAAAGCCGGCUGCGGUCCAUGCUGAAAAAGAAGAAUGACCAGCUCGAACAGCGAAAGAAGGAAAACGCGGUGUGCAAGAGUCUCCGGCGAGACGUCCGGGCGAUGUUGCGGGAAUAUGUAAGUGAAUUGCAGGAAGACUAUAUGGAUGAGCAUCUUAGGCCGGGGGAGAGCUCUAAUGAAAAUAUAAAUGCUUCAAGUUGUAGCUCGGACACCGCAUCAGAAGCAGCUGAUCCUGAAUGUAACGAAGCAGUAGAUGCAGAUUUCGACAAGAAAUACCAGGCUGGAAACGAACUUUUGAAGCACUGCUUGCAACAACUGUCACAGAUGAAAACAAGCUCAACCUCAGCUAAAACUUCCGACGCUGCAGCACUUGCGCCUGACAGUAAUAAAGGCAAUGGUACAACCACUAAUGCGAGCGCUGCCGCUGUUCUUGGAUCUAAGGCGGCCAAUAAACCGGCUCCCGCAAAGGACGCCUCGCUAGCUGCCGGUGGUGCUGCUGCAACCUCUUCUCAUCUUGGUGUAAAUGUAAACGGCGGUGCGGCCCCACCUAUCAACAGCGCCGGGGGCGCGUCGCGACAAGUUAGUUCUUCGUCCAGCAUGAGAGGGACUGCUACAGCAAUAACGCAGCAGGACCUAUCAACCGGCGAGCACCAUCCUUUAUCGGCUUCGACCUCUUCCACGAGAGGCUUGCUGACACAGGUGCAUCUAGGUGGACUCGGGACGACUACAGGUGGAGCCACACUUUUCAACACGACAGGUUGCUCCGCCACUGCUGCGUCGCCUGGGCUGUUCUUGCAGCACUCUUCUGGAGGGGGUCUUCACAGUCUGCUGUCUUCCUCCACCGCUCAGUCACCCUUGACCAAGUCUAUUCCCUGAAAAUUUAUAUUUAUAUUUAUCACUCCCAUAGUCCAAUCUGUCAUGCAAAAAAUGAAGAAGAAGAAGAAGACGAAGAGCCUGCUUCAGCUUCUGUCUUGUAAAAAGUGAUAAGUAGGGCCGGGGAAAAAUGAAAAUUUUCAGGGAAUAAGAUCCUCUCUCAAAGGGCAGUCCUUUGUCGCGCCAAAUCUCGGCGCGGCCGCAACGAGCCUGCUCGGCACUCCGAGUUCCCUGCACCAAACUCGGCCGGGCGGGGCGUCGGGAGGUAGUAGUACGUCCUCCGCUGCUUGGCGCCCGCCCUUGCUGAUGACCAGUCCAAUGCAUCGAGUGCAGUCGCCGGGAAUCAGUGUGCAACAUCAACCCGGUGCCGGAACAAGUGGUCACCUGGUGACGACCCCAACUUCAACGUCGAGUCGCUCUCUCUUCAGUUCCGCAGGAGGUGGGAGUGCGAGUACCAUCGCGGGAGGACAGCAAGGCAGUGCAAACCCGAAUUCGCCCUUUUUUUUCCGCAACAAACCGGUCGCCAUUGGGGGUUUCGGGCUUCCCGCAAACACGGUCGGAACACCGAACAGCACAACAACUACGCCAAAUUUGAACUUGCUCGGCGUGGGAGCCGGAGGAACGCCGAGCGGCCCGGGGAAAUAGUGAAGGAAAAAAAAUUAGCCGCUUGCUGCUCUGCUUGAGGCGGGGGCGACAACUUCAACUCACCUGCGUCACUAACACUAUUGAGACCAUAAUCAAAAUCAAGGCUGCCAAAGUCCAACGCUGAGUACUUCUACGAGCAUGCAUGGUACAAAAACGGCAGCACAUUUAUUAAACCGCUUCGCAUUCACCAGUGCAUGUUCGAUCGAUG
Amoebophrya sp. A120 is the source of this 2025-nucleotide messenger RNA. NCBI's taxonomy places the organism in Eukaryota, Dinophyceae, Syndiniales, Amoebophryaceae. The record is from the annotation of a GenBank genome assembly.